UCCAGAAUCGCAGCUCAAGUUACAUUCCGCAUGUGCAGUCCCCCCCCCAUGUUUGACUCCGUGUCUCAGCCUUCUCUUGAAUAGCCUUGGCUAGCAGUAGCACUAUAAAAAGACUUGGGACAGACCCUGUGUCUUUGUAGUCACAUUGCAAUGCUAAUUUAGUCACCAGAUGGAGUGAGCAAGAAAGACCAAAGCAAAAGAAUACAAGUAAUUAGGAUAACGUCAAUGUCCGGAUACAACGACCGAUUGGAGACAAGGGUGCAGGGCGAUAAGACGUCAUUAUAACGCUCCGUGACAUUCUGAGGCCACAGAACAGAAGGAUGACCUCACUGCACAGACAGCUGAGCCAGCUGCUCGGAGCAUGGAGGUGGAAGAGGAGGGUGGAGGUUUCUCUGUACCCAGCCUCGGGCUUUCACUGCAGGACCUUCUGCUCCACCACCUCAGGACCAGAAAAUCCUGUAGAGAUCCACAAGAGAAAGCUCUUCCUGUGGUUCAGCCACCUUCCUCAGGAGGAGAAACAGUUUGGUGGUUACUUCAGCCCAGAGACCAUGCAUGUGGAUCCACUGAUCCUGGAAAGAAAUGCUGAGGAAAGGGCAGUACUGCUCAGUUCCCCUCUCCAAACCCACACUUCAUCCAGCCAUUCUGUGACUGUGGAACAGCUGUUUGAGCCCACAGAUGCCAGCAGUGAGGGCCGGGGGCUCAAUGUGGUGCUGUAUGGGGCUGUGGGAACAGGAAAAAGUACUGUGGUACGAAAGCUGGUGCUGGAUUGGUGCAGUGGGACCGCCCUGACCCACUUCAAGCUGCUGGUUCCUUUCUCUUGUGAGGACCUAGGCCAACUGUCAAAGGUAGCGUCCUUAAGGGAUCUGGUGAGCAGGAAGUACCUCCACCUGAGAAAAACCCCUCUGCUUAGUGGGGAGGGAAACCAGGCCAAAGACGUGCUCUUCCUCUUUAAUGGGAUGGAGAAGAUGAACCUGGACUUCAGAAUUGGAGCCACAGAGCUUUGCAGUGAUCCCAAUGAGGUGCUUCCUCCAGGUGUAGUGGUGGUCAACCUGCUGAGGAAAUACCUCCUGCCUGAGGCCAGCAUCUUGGUUACCACCAGACUGUCUGCCCUGGACCGUAUUCCUCAGAAGUAUGUGAGUCGCUAUGCACAGAUUUGUGGCUUCAAUGAUCCAGACCGCCAGCGGGCCUACUUCACCAGCCGCCUACUGCAGCACAGUGGGGAGAUUUCACGUAACCAUGAGGCCCAGGCUCUUAUAGAGCUGCUCUACCUCAAUCUUCAGAGAGAAAGCCAGCUGGCUACAGCUUGCUUCCUCCCCUCCUACUGCUGGCUCACGUGUGCCACCUUACACUUCCUCCAUUUCACAGAUGCUAAAGCACCCAUCCGCACACUGACUGGCAUAUACACUAGCUUCCUCAGGCUCAACUUUGGCGGUGAGGUGCUGGGCACAAGGACAGGGACAAAUGUACCCAGUCAGGAGCACCAGAGUUCUCUGAUGUUAUAUGUAGUCCGUACAGUUGGGAAACUUGCAUUCGACGGUGUAACAUACAAACGCACGUCGUUCUCAGAAAAGGAACUGGAGCAGUGGAUAGGAGGAAAGACCAAGACAGAUGAGGAGCUACAUCAGCUGGCCAUAUUCCGGACUGACGUACUAGACUUCUUCUUGGCUCCCUGUGUACAAAAUGUCAAGCAUAUAUCCGAAGAGCCCAGUCAGAAUGAUGAGAGACGGUAUGUAUUUGCUGUCCCAGCCAUGCAGGAGUAUCUGGCAGCCCUCUAUGUUGUUCUAGGAGAGAAUAAAUCAGCUCUGGAGAAGCUGAGUAGGCAGGUGUCUGUGGCAAUUGGUCAGGCAAGUGAGGAUGUCAGUGCCCUUGUCAACAUCCUUUCUAAGUUCAUCCCCCUCAGGGUAUUUGCCAUAUUCAACCUCCUUAAGCUUUUUCCAAAACUCUAUGAGAAAAUCAGCGGUCACAAUAAAGGCAGCAUUGCCAAAACAAUGGCAGCUGAGAUGUUCCGCACCGAGGAUAGUUACAAUGAAGAUGUCCUGGAUCAGGUGGAGCAAAGCCUUCUAGGAGUCCAUGGCCCGCAGCCACAGCAGUACAGUGAAGGCCAGCCAUUUGAGCUCUAUCCCAUCUUUAUGGGUGGACUGCUGCAUUAUGGUAACCGUGUGCUUCUCCAGCAACUUGGCUGCAGCAUUAAGAGCACCACUGUGGCCCAGAUCACAAAUGCCCUUCGGAAGUACCUUGUCAGAGAGCUGAGCAAGCCACAGCCACCAGAGGAACUGAUGGAUCUACUGGUCCUUCUGUACGAGUUUCAGAACCCCCGACUGACUGCAGAGGUCCUGGCUUCAAUCCGAACCAUCCGUCUCACCAACAUUCGUAUGACCUCACUCAAAUGCUUCAUACUAAGUUCUGUGCUCUCAUGCACCCCUGCAAGUUAUCACCUUGCAGAACUGGACCUGUCCUCCUGUCUCCUGACUCAUAACAUGCUUCAGAUGCUGUGGCCUGCCUUCAGACACACACAUAACCUCAAUCUGCAGUUUAACAGCCUGGGUCCCGAGUCCUGCAUCCUCUUGAGAGAUCUGCUGCUAGACCCCAAAAGUUCUAUCAGAGCUCUACAACUGUGUGACAACCCCCUGCUGGAGUCUGGAGCCUGCACCCUGCUGGAGGCUUUACCAGAGAACCAGUCCCUGACACACCUGACCCUGAUGCACACUGGGCUGGGGGACCAGGGGGCCUUGGAGCUUGCUGAGAAGCUCCAGCAGCACACAGCACUCCAGGAGCUCAAUGUGGCUUAUAACAACAUUGGAGACAAUGCUGCCCUGACUCUAGUGGAUGCCUGCAGGGAACAUCCCAGCCUUCAUACUGUGCAUUUCCAGAUGAGCCAGUCAAAUUCGGCGCAGACAAUGACGUCAUUGGCCGGUACAUUUGAAUUUCCCACCCACCACCCACCACCCCAUCCCAUCAGAGCAUACCUACAGUGUCUCCACCCACCAGAUAAAGCGCUACCUUCUCAGAGAUCCCAGCUGCAGAGGACAGAAGAGCGCCGUGGAUUGAAUUCAUUUUUGAAGGCAACGUCCCAGCUACAGUUGGCAAAAAACUGUUGGUGUGUGCUAACCAUUUCGAGACUGACUGUUUCUCCAACCUCGGUCAGUAUAAGGCAGGAUUAGUUGGGAGACUUUUUCUAAACAAGGGGUCACUUCCAACUUUGCGUGGAAUACCUGCAGAUGAGGGACAUGUAAGUAUACAAAUAAUAAGAUGUGCGUUUGUUUUGUAGAUUAGCGUGAACUUGUGCGUGUUGUAGCGUGUGUUAACCGCUAGCUUCUAGUUAGUUUGCAGUCAGCAUGGUUUCUCCUGCAAACCCAACAACCAGCUACACUCUCCGCAAGGUUUAAGAAUUGGGAACUUGUGAAAGUAAUGCAUUUGAAAAUGAUUUCUAAACUGAAAUAUGUUGUGCACAAAACAGUCCAGUGCGAAACAAGUGUGUGGUCGAGACUACAAGUUCAGACGGCAAAGGUUAGCUAGCUGCUACCGUAGCUUUUGGUACAUCCAGUGUUGGGUAAGGGUUACUUUAAAAGUAAUCAAAGUACGUUACUGCGUUACAUUUUAAAAAAGUAACCAGUUACUUUACUGCGUUACUCCCUGAGUAAAGUAACACAAUUACUUUAAAAGUACUUCCAACAUUACUCCCUGAGAAAAGUAACUCAAGCACUUUUGAAAUACUUUUGAGUAUUCUACAUUUCCUAUUGGGCAAUGGACCACAGGGCGCUAAGCCUACAUUUUUUUGUCUCCAAAAUUAAAGUUAUGGACCACUUGCCCUUCACUGAGAUUCAGUUCUCCCAUCACAGCCGUCACUUUGACCAGUAGAAACACAGAGUGAUCUGCUGCCGUAGACAACUGUAUGACAACAACACCCCAGCGUUUUUAAUAUUGUGAAACAGCAGAGGCACUUUGUCAACCCGCUGAGUUAACAUUACUGUCAUUAGCUCCCAGCUCCCAGCUUCAUUUGAAAGAAACUACAUUAUAGACAGUCCGUUAUUUAUUAAUCCCUUUGUGUGUUUAUAUAUUUACUUUUUAUCCGCUCCGUUGUCUUUAUAAAGUUAACAUAUCGCACCGUCAUUUCAAACUUAAUACUUGUUUCAAAUUAAAAGCCCCUUAUAACCUCGACUAAGAGAAUCCCUCCAUUUUCUAAAUAGGCUUUUAUACUGAAACAUUUGUCAGAACUUCCUGUGGAAGAUACAGUAGCUUGAUAGUUUACAUAUGGCGCUUCAAAUGUAGCUCCUGCCAUCUGCUGACGCUUUUAGGUGACUACAACAACAUGUCGACUGGCACAUGAACAGACACAGUGACUCAAAUAAUAGUGAAGGUAAUAAAAAUAGGACAAGAAUAACCCGAUGACAUCACACACGCCGUAAAAGACGACCGGGGAUAAUUGAUGAGUACCAGCAUGUAGCGUGUACCAGGCAUAAUGCAAGUCCUGAGUCUGAAAUAUGUCUGUCAGUGAGUCCUACUCCACCGUAGACAAUGGCAGCAUUUUGUCCGGCCAUGUAGCGAGCCACAAGCUCUGUGGCUUCUUUCAGACUGAUAGGUUUAACGUUAUCUCCGUUAUUAGAACCAAACGACAGCCGUUGCUGUUUCGGAGCUGAAGGACCAGCGUUCUAAAAGUAACGGAAGUAACUGAUGUCUUGUUUGAAAAUGUAAUUAAGUAUUUUAUUACUCAAACAGCAAACUAACACGUUAGGUUACUCGUUACUGCAAAAAGUAAUCAAAGUGCUCUAACGCGUUACUUUGUAACGCGUUAUACCCAACUCUGGGUACAUCACACCACAAGUUACAGUAGUAUCCAAACAUUUUGUGUAAUACGUUUCUGAUCUUGCAAAUGAUUGUGAAUCGACUUUAAGGAGGACCUAUUUCUCCCUUUUCCUCGUGUUUUACACAGCGUUACAGCUGUAGGUCAUGGCUAACUGGCUAAGCUAUUGUUUUGAAACGCUUUUGCUAUUUGGCACACAGUAAGUCACACUGCUAGUCUCAGGAAGAUGAAUUUAACAAUGAAAUUGUGGAGAAUCUAACAGACCUAACAAUUUGCAGCAUGUCCGUAUUGACGUAAGUUUCAACAUGUCUAUGAGUGAUGCCUGAUCUGAGUAGUUAGGCUAACUGCCAAUUGCUCGAGUGAUUAGCCGACAGGCAGCAAUCAGACCUGCAUUUAUUUGUCAAAAUGUUUGGCUGUACUCUGUGUUUGAUUGUGAAUCGGCUUUUAUCAAACGUUUUAUGUCUUACACGCUUACUUAGACAGCACGCUAGUUUGGCUGAUAGCGAAUUGUUACUAAUAAGCUCAAAUGACAGCUGCUUGUAUGUAGACUAACUUAGUUUGACACUUAUCGUAAAAUUAGGCUGAUACUUAUCAGUGGAGAGGGAACAGGACAUGAGGACAGAGGAUAGGAGGACAGCAGGAUAGAGGAUAGAUAAACUUCACUCAGUAUUGUCAUGUCAGGAAUAUUAUUUGUAAAUUAAUGUUGCUGUUGUAAAAAUUACUGUUGCUGCUCUAGAAACAUUAAGGUAUAUUCGAAAUAUUCAGUUAUCCUGUUCUGAAUGUAUUCUUUUUUAAAUCAUUAUAUUUUCUAAAAAGUAAUUAUUUAGAAAUGAAAAAGAAGCAAUAAGAAGUACUGAUAAAAGUAGUAGUAUCAAUAAAAUCUUAACGAUCCCCAUCCCUAAUGUUGACUGGUUUCAUUUGGUACAAUAUCCGUUUCAGAUACUUAAUUUUCCUUUGUCUUUUAGAAUACAUCACAGCAGGGCCCUGGUGCCCAACACCUCUCCACUACAGCCUAGGGUUGGGUCGGUAUGAGAAAAUGACCAUAGGACAACAGAGUGACAGUAACAAGUUGUUUCUUUUAUUCCUUACAAAUAAAUUUUGCAGCUUACUCAAUCAGUGCAAACAAGGGUUGCCUCCUUUGUCUGGCUCAAAGCCAAAGUGUCGCCAUCGUGGUGCAUUCCUUGAUUUCGUCGAGACUAAAUUGUCCGCCAUUAUCGACUAUUAAACAAACUCCAGGCUACAGUAGAGGCGCAUGCGCACUCGCACCUCCUAGCUCAGUCCCCGCCCCACCCCCUCUCUCUCCUGCUUGCUGUCCGCUUGGUGAAGAGGCAGACACAGAUGCUCACAGACUCGGGCUUACUAUAAGCGGAGCGGACUACGUGUAAAAAUGUCCGUGAAAAAUCCCCGUGAUGUGAAAAAUACAUGCCGAACAGUCUUUUGUGUGACACUGGUGCGCGGAGCGAAGUCUACGCGGUCGUGCUUUGCGCGCACAGGGCUUGUGGACGUUCACUUUUACCGGGCGGACCUCCGCAGCGUCCGCUCUGCGUACGUUCUGCCCGAGUAUGCGGUCCGGUCGGUCUCAAAAAAUAAAACCCGGUCCAAGACGGAGUACCGGACCGAGUUGGUAUUACCGAGAACCGACCCAACCCUACUACAGCCAGAUUCCAGGAUGUAGGAUAUAGGAUGUCAAAAGGACCCUCCACAAACUGUCUCAGUGGGCACACAGCAUCUCCAAAGAUAGUAGUGAUCAGCACACAGCUGAUCAGGGCUACUCUGACGGAGCAACCCAAGAAGAAAUGGUACGUAAUACAGACAUUAUAUGUGUUUUUGUGUUUGAGAUACAGUAUCUGGAAAUAUUUUACAGUACUGAAAUGAUGUGUCCCAGAAGCUUCAGAAUAUAUAUUUCUGCAUCACAUUAUCACAUGCCUUUGACUUUGUUAUGAUGUUAGAGCAGGGGGAAAAAAAGGUGAAAAAGGGAGAAACUUAAACAGAGCUGGUAGACCCCCAUGAUAAAAUAAUAACAUCAGAUAAAAAAUAUGAAAUAGUUGUGGCAACACUUGAAAUAUAAACAAGAAAGGUGGAUUCAGAGAAGCACUUAAAUUACACACAAGGAAAUCAAUAUUUAAAUUCAAUAAUUUACAGACUUUAGAUGACCUAAUGAGUCUUCCCCCAUAAUCCCCAGCCCAAAGGACCUGGCAUCCCAGUAUCAGAGAAUUUCAAAGGGGGAAGUGGUUGCCUUACACGACUCUCACUUCAGCCAAGGGGCGGCUGGAGACCAAAGCAGUGACCAGCCGGAUCAGGAAAACUCCUGGCAUGUCAAACACAGAACGGGAUGGACACCUGAAUGGAAAGAAUUAGACGCUAUUAGUGUUGCAGAUAAAACACUGCUGUGUUUAUAUUUAUAUUUCUAUCUAUUGUAUAUCAUUUAGUACGUUUUUUUGUAGUUUUUCUUUUUUUACAUGUGCUAAAAAUAAAGUUCUUUUGACAAAAGACUUACUUGUCAUUUCUAUGUGUUAUAUAUAUAUAUAUAUAUAUAUAUAUAUAAUUAAUCAUUAUAUUGUCAUUACAUGUCAUAAAAACACACUCUUCUUCAGUUCUGUGCUGUUAGUGUCCAUAGUCAUACCUGUAAAUGUUAGAUGUUCUGUGGGCUGUACGGAUUCAAACAGUCGGGCUCCAGACCUGGAUGGUGUAUCAUAUAUGUAGGAUGAACUGGAACCUGGUACGUUACCCCAAAACCUAAUGGGUAAAAAAGACACAAGUCAUACUGUUUUAUAAAUAUUUAUAAAAAUGUUAGAAUAUAAAUUGCAAAUAAAGACUCAGGAGACAACAUCACUGCAUAGAACAAAUACUGAUCCAGGGAGCAACAUGUGUUUUACUAUGAAACUUUGCUUACAUAGAAAUGCUGUGGAAAAACUGACACAUUGGUACAUUGUACAUAUUGUAGCUUACAAACACAAGGUGAAGAUGAUUUUAAAAUGCAGCUACAUUUUAGUAGAAUGGUUUCAGUAAACAUUACAGCUAAGACAUCUGAAUGUACCAGUUAUUUCUAUUAAUUUGUUUUUGUAUAAUCCAAAAAGCUGUCAUCUCAAUCUGCUGUGGUAAAAUUGAUGAAUUCAUGGGUUAAAUCUUUUGUGUUUUUAACGGGGAAUGUGUUAUAAGCAGAAUUUAUAUUAACUUUGGUAUACCCAACACGAGCUCCAUUAGUCUGAUCGAUAAGGCUGUUUAGAUUAAAAAUGAGUUAUUCUUUACACUAUGUCAUAUAACAGCUGAGUGCUGCUGUUGGUGUUUCCACGUUAUGUUGUAACUGACUAUAUUGUUAAAAACCUUUUCUACUCUGCAGCAGACCUUUUCAACUUCAUUCAGUCAGAGGACAGACAUAGAGUUGUUCCCAUAACGUCAGAUAAGUCACAGUUAUCAUGUUACAGCUGAAAUACAAGACGGCUACAAAAUAAAAACUUACCACUGAGGAGAAACGUCCUGCUCCAGUGUUUGUUUCGCAGCUGUCUGUCAACUUGUGCUUCUUCACUGAAAUUGAGCUGCCAUAGUUAACUUUAGCUUUAGCCUCAGCGGUGUCGCUUCGCCAGUGACAGAUAAGGUAAGGGGCGUGACAUUUCCGAUUCACGUUCUAAGCAUUGCACCAAUCACAAUAGACUGACUGAGCUGACCAAUCAGAGCAGACUGUGCUGCUGGGGAGGGGGUAGCCUCGUGUCACCAGGCUCUUCACGUACGGGGAAGAGCCUGGUUUCCAUUCACUCUGAAUUUUGUCAAGGAGGAGCCAAGAUGGUGCUCUGAGUGGACAUGUUUCUUGCAGUGGAGGUUUGGCAAAGGCAAUUCUCACAAAAUUCUACACUUUUAACAACAAUUUGCACAGCAAACGACUACUUCAAGUUUCUCCAAGAACUUAAUUUAUGUUACAUUGACAAUAAUUUGUUCCUGACAAGUUCUCAACUUCUAAAGUAAGUCUGCCUUCUAACUCAGAGCUAACAUCAAGCUAGCUAAGUUGAUGGCUACACAAGAGCUACAAAAGAUUCUGGAAGAUAUGGAAAUACAAACCGCAAGCGACAAGAGAACAAUACAUGAAAUGCAUUCUUAUGACUACAAUGCUGAAGAUGGCAGAGUUUGUAACUUCCUCCAAAACACACCCACUAAAGCUCAGCCUGCCAAAAAGUUGAAAAAUACCUCAUCACCUACGGAACCUUCACUGAUUGAAGUACAAAAUACUAUCAUAGAGAUUCUCUCUGGAAAAAUCAACGAAAGAGCAGAUCAACUCGAGAACAUGGUCAAGAAAAACUAUUGAGCAAGAGAGAUACAGCCGGAGAUCGAGUCUUCGCCUUUAUGGUGUUGCUAAGAAUCCUGCCGAGAAUGUUAAGCUCAAAGCCAGAGAAAUCUUCAAAGCAGUAGUCUCAGAGAAGGAUAAACAUGAGGUGGCAACUGUGUUGGACGUCGCAUAUCGCCUGGGUCGACUGAAAACCGGGGAGGGCAGAGAUGUGCGACCACGUCCGAUAAUCAUAAGAUUUGUGUCGAGAACAUCGAGGGACCUGACAUGGAAGUCUGCGAAACAGAACGACUUCUUGAAAAGUAAAGGAUACAGCUUCAAGUAGGACCUCACUGCCAGUGACAGAGAAGCCAGAAGCUGCCUGUCGCCAGCAGUGGAGAAGGCAAGAAAAGAGGGCAAGUCUGCAUACUUCAGUGGAGCCAGAGCUUUUAUUGAGGGGAAAGAACUGCAUCCUGAUGGAAAAGGAAAGUGAAAAUAGCGCAAAUCCACAACGACCUCAAUGUUGUUUACAUGAACAUUUGACUAUUAUUUGAUAAAUCAACAUCAUUUAAGGUGCUGAUGAGGUUACAUGUGAAAUUGAAAUAGUUUUUUUUGUUAAAAUCUCUUGUUUUACAACAUAAAAUGCAAACAUGUUCAAUAAGGUUUGCUGUGCUGUUGUUAAUUCAACAUGUUAAAUAUGCGAGAACCCUAUAGCCUUUCGUAAAAGUUAAACUCAGUCUAAAAAGAGUGAACUUUUUCUUUUUUUCCUUUCUCUAAUGUCUCUUUCCGUGUUUUCUAUAAAUGCCAGGGGAAUAUGAGACCUAUUUAAAAGAAAAGCCAUUUAUUUAUAUUGCAGAGGUAAAGGUGCUGAUUUUCAUUUUGUACAGGAAACUCAUGCUUGUCCAGCAGAUGAGUCUUUUUGGAAAAAUCAAUGGGGUAAUGAAAUGUGGUUUUCCAAUGGAAAUAAUCGGUCAGCAGGGGUCGCCAUAUUAAAGGACAAAUUCAACGGCCAGAUAUUACACAGUGAAACUGAUAUGUCAGAGAGAUGGAUCAUUUUAGUUGUUGAUAUGAAUCAAAGUCAGUUUAUUUUGAUUAAUAAUUAUGCUACCAACAAUAAGACCACCAAUUUAGCAUUGUUUCAAAGUACUGAAUCAAAAAUAUAUCAUCUUUACUCAACUUAUCCACUUGUUAAAGUAAUAUGGGGAGGUGAUUUUAAUACUGUUUUUGAUGAAAUUAUGGAUUGAUGGCCUCCAAAAAAUUCAACUACUAACUGUGAACUGGAAAAUAUUUGUAUAAGGAUGAAUUUAAUCGAUAUUUGGAGACAGAAAAACCCGCAGAACAACAUGUAUACUUGGAGUAAUAAGAAUAUGUCUUUACUAUCACGCACAGACUUCUGGCUUAUCUCUAAGGAUCUUGUCCCUGUGGUUGGAGGUAUCUUGAUAGAACCAGCAAUUCUAACAGACCAUAAAGGGAUCUUCAUCAAAAUCAUUCUAGCGAAAAACAACACAGGCUAUUGGAAAUUUAAUAACUUGUUAUUGAAGAAUGCAGACCUCAUAGUGGAAAAUAAUAUUAUUAUUGACAAGUACUGGAAUAAAGUGUGUAUUACUGGUUCUUCUGGAUACUUUUGGGAACUAAUGAAAUAUGAUAUUCGAAGAGCUGAACUUAAAAAAGGUAAAUUCAUGGCAAAUUGGAAAAAAACACAAAGAAAUUGAGAUUAUCAGAGAUAUUUUGAAUCUGCAAACAAAAAACUGUAAUGAUUUAACUAAUGAAGAGAUGAUGAAUUUGAAUAACUUGCAAAGCCAAUUAGAGAAUAUUUCUGAAGAGAAAACUAGAAGUGCUUUUAUUAGAUCAAGAUGCAAAUGGCUUGAGCAAGGUAAGAAAAAUACUAGAUAUUUUUAGAAAUGCAGAAUUUGCAGCAGUAAGUAAAUUGAUUAUCAAUGGCACAAUCUCUGAUGAUCCUAAAAUCUCUCAACAUGUAGCUCAACUAUCAAAAUUUAUGUUCUUCAACCUUUACACCCUCCCAUAUUGAACCAUUUUUAGACAAUAUUUCAGCAGAUUCAAGAAAAAUAAAUGAUGAUCUUAGAGUCUCAUCUGAAGAGGAGAUAUCGUUGGCUGAAAUUAGUGAAUGUAUUAAAUCCCUUCAAGAAACAAAUCUCCUGGUAAUGACGGUUUGACAGGGGAAUUUUAUAAGACUUUCAAUCUUAAACUUGCUCCUUUCCUACUAGCCAUGUUUAAAGCUCCCUCCUACGUUAAGGCAAGGAGUAAUCACAUUAAUUCCCAAACCAAAAAAAGAGAGAUUACACAUAGCAAAUUGGAGGCCUAUCAGUCUGCUGAACAAUGAUGCAAAAUUAUUUGCUUUAAUUUUUGCUAGGAGGUUAAAACAUAGAUUAGAUCAAAUAAUAGAUAUAGAGCAAUCUGGUUUUAUACAAAAAAAGACAUAUUAGCAAAACAUUUGACUAAUACUGGAUAUGAUAGAUUAUCGUGAUUUAAUACCAGAUGACAGUUAAAUCUUAUUUAUGAUUUCUACAAAGCCUUUGACACAAUUGAACACGAGUUUAUUUUUAAAACCAUCUCUUUUUUUGGCUUUGGAGAAUAUUUCUGUAAUGCAAUUCAAACUCUAUGUAAGAACUCUUCCAGCUCUGUAAAACUGAAAUGUGGCACAUCAAGUCAGUUUGACAUUCAUCGUGGUAUUAGACAGGGUUGUCCAGUAUCUCCUUUUUUUUGUUUAUAUUAGUAACCAAUGGCCACUCAGAUUAAAAAAAAAUCAACCUUCAUGGGUAUAAAUGCAGUAGGCAAGAACUUCAAAUUAUGUCAACCGGCAGACGAUACUGCAAUUUUUCUUAAAGAUCUGAAUCAAAUUGUAGAAGCUGUGGCUUGUAUAAAUGCAUUUUCUGAUGUUUCUGGUUUAAAGAUGAACUUGGAUAAAUCUGUCUUAUUUCCAGUUAAAAGCCGUAAUUUGUCAAGCUGUUAUGGGAUUCCAAUUAAAGAAAAGGUAACCUACCUAGGGAUUGUUAUCUGCAAUGAUGCGGAACAGCGAAGUAAAGCCAAUUUUGAUCCCAUUACUGAAAAAACAAAAUUAAAAUUGAACUCAUGGUUAAUGAGAGAUAUAUCCUUAUUUGGAAGGGUCUUGCUAUGAAAAACACAAGGUAUAUCUAGAUCUGUCUAUGUAUCAUUAUCACUUAAUGUCCCAACAAAUGUUAUUAAACAACUGGAUAAGAUCAAACGUAGUAGGGAGCAAGGUAGUCUUGAGGUCUUGGACUUUAGUUUAUUAAAUAAUACAUUUAAAGUUAAAUGGCUUAUUAAAAUACUAAAGAAUCCUGACAGUAUAUGGUAUGCUUUCCCAUCAUAUUUAUUUAAUUCAAUUGGUGGCAUUGAUUUUUUUAUUCAAAUGCAAUUUCCCCAUUGAUAAAAUCCCAGUUAGUUUAGCUAAUUUUCACAAACAAGCUCUCUUAGCGUGGUUGUUACAUGCCAGGCAGGGGCCAAGUGCAGUUGUGUUUGUACGUGUGUUUUUCCCUCCUGGUCUUCUCUCUCUCUCUCUCUCUCCUCCUCUCUGCUCUCCAGGUGCCAUCAACCUGAUUGGCCUGCACCUGUAGAGUGUGGGUGCUUGCAGACUGGCCAAUCACAUCCAGAGCUCUUGCAUAAAAGGACCAUGCCUGCAGUGAUCACUCUCUACUCCUCUGCCUGCUAGAGCUGCUGCACAUGUUGAGUGAACUUGGAUGCACAAAACAAGGUUUUGUGGGGUGAGGUUUGUGGACAUAGGUAAGACGGGGUACCCUUUACAUUUCUUCAUUCACGUAGGUAUCCAUUGUUGUAAAACACUAGGUUUUAGGGUUGGUGCCACCACUGUAUUUAUUUUUGGUUAAGCUUCUUUUUUAGAUAAGAGAGUCAGGUUUUUGUUUGAGUUUUGUUUAAAGUUCAGACUCAGUUUAGGUCCAGUUUUAUUGUAACUCUUACUGUUUAUUUGGCACAACCACCUUGUCCCACCCUCCUCCACAAUUGUGAUCUUUUGUUAGUAGAUUUAAUCAUGGACCGCGGAACGCAUCUGAACAGGGGGGG
Epinephelus fuscoguttatus (brown-marbled grouper) is the source of this 13112-nucleotide messenger RNA. RefSeq names its product NLR family member X1 (gene nlrx1). Gene Ontology annotation, molecular function: protein binding. The record is from RefSeq and is a predicted model, not a curated record. Gene Ontology annotation, cellular component: mitochondrion. The transcript is spliced from 11 exons. NCBI's taxonomy places the organism in Eukaryota, Metazoa, Chordata, Actinopteri, Perciformes, Serranidae. Gene Ontology annotation, biological process: negative regulation of canonical NF-kappaB signal transduction. Bases 321 to 3161 code for a protein of 946 amino acids.